This is a messenger RNA of Coregonus clupeaformis (lake whitefish), 4794 nucleotides long. RefSeq names its product forkhead box protein O3. The coding region runs from base 893 to 2890 and encodes 665 amino acids. Gene Ontology annotation, cellular component: mitochondrial matrix; nucleus. Lineage: Eukaryota; Metazoa; Chordata; Actinopteri; Salmoniformes; Salmonidae. Gene Ontology annotation, biological process: regulation of transcription by RNA polymerase II. The record is from RefSeq and is a predicted model, not a curated record. Gene Ontology annotation, molecular function: RNA polymerase II cis-regulatory region sequence-specific DNA binding; DNA-binding transcription factor activity, RNA polymerase II-specific. The transcript is spliced from 3 exons.
UUAAACACCUGUCAGCAACGGGUGUGGCUGAAAUAGCCGUAUCCACUAAUUUGAAGGGGUGUCCACAUACCUUUGUAAAUAUAGUAUAUCUUUACUGUGCAGUACCUUGUGUAAUUUUGCCCUCCAUGAUCAUAAUAGUAUUAUAAUUAUUAUUUUAAAUACCAAGUAAGUACCUCUGUAAUUCAGCAGAAUUAUGAUGACACCAUCAUUGUAUUAAAUGUCUUGGUAUGUUGCCUUUACUUGAAAUGUCCCAACCUGUCAAUGUGACGCAAUACAGUGAGCGUGUCACUUUAAAGCCGAUUCCUUCAACGCAAUCUAAGGGGCAGGUCUUUUCCGUCAUCUGGGACCACAGUACUAGUAGCCAGCUAGAGAUGGCCUUGGAGGUUGUGCUUGUGGUGUGCACCGCUGCUCGGGAUGAGGAGAGGGAGAGCAGAAUCACAGGCAGAGCGAAUGUUUUAUUAAUUCGACAUGUAACAUUGUGUAAGUAGCUAAACUCUAAAAAAAAUUAUCGCUUGAUGGUAACCAGUAGUUCACUGGAGGCAGGGAAUGAAAGCUUGCGGCGGUGCUCUCCUCGUAGCUACACGGUUAAUAAAGGAUUUGGAAAGGAAAUGGUCAAGAUGGCAGCUCCAUUCGGAAUUUGAAGACAGACGCUGCAGUACUAAAUUCACAUAAAACAAUGGCCUUUUGAAUCGCGCCAUCAAGUUGCUGCGAUCAGCAUAGAGAAGACAGUCGAUGGGACGCACGUGGGGUUCCUAUCAUCAGCUGGAGGUGUGGAAUGUGGACCUUGGACACAUAUUUUACUAAUUAUGCAUGCUUUAAAUGAGUCUGACUGGUAAUUGAUGGAUAAUAUUAUGCAUGAUAACCAAACAAAUAAUAGCCUAUUAUUAAUGGAAUGCAACUUAGUUGGUCAGUUUAUACCGAAAACAAGCGAGAAACCAAGGAGAGGAAUAUGGCUGAAGUAUCACACAGUGAACCACACGCUCAGGAUAUUGACAUCGAUCCAGACUUCGAGCCCCAGAAACGACCAAGGUCUUGCACCUGGCCUCUGCCUCGACCAGAGUCCAACGCAGGGAAGCCCGAAUCAAACGAUGACAUCAUCCCCGAGGAAGAGGAUGAUGACGUCACAGCACCCAGCAGCUCUAGCUCUUAUACUGUCAACAAUGUGAAUGGUGGAAUAGCCAUACAUCAGAACACAAAGAACUCUUCUAAACACCCAAGCUUCACCACCACCACUAAGGAAGAAGUACUAAGCCCCACUUCCAAAGAGGAGGGGAGUAAUGUCGAUGGGUCCUCCUUGUCCACACAGACGCAUGCUGUCUCAGCUCUCAAUGGCUUGACCUCCCAACCUAGGAAGUCCUCAGCUAGGAGGAAUGCCUGGGGGAACUACUCCUAUGCGGACCUCAUCACCCAGGCCAUAGAGAGCUCCCCGGACCAGAGGCUGACGUUAUCCCAGAUCUAUGAGUGGAUGGUGAGGUCUGUCCCUUACUUCAAGGACAAAGGAGACAGCAACAGCUCUGCAGGCUGGAAGAACUCCAUCCGACACAACCUGUCUCUCCACAGUCGUUUCAUGCGGGUGCAGAAUGAAGGAACGGGGAAGAGUUCCUGGUGGAUGGUCAACCCUGAGGGCGGGAAAUGCGGCAAAGCUCCACGACGACGGGCCGUAUCCAUGGACAACAGCAACAAGCUGAUCAAAGGUGCUCGAGGCCGCGCCGCCAAGAAGAAAGCAUCUCUAGGCCUACAGGCCGUCCAAGAUGGCAGCUCCGAGAGUUUAUCCUUAUCCUCUAGCUUGUCCAAGUGGACAGGAAGUCCCACGUCUCGCAGCAGCGACGAACUGGAUGCCUGGACGGACUUCAGGUCUCGCACCAACUCCAACGCCAGCACGGUCAGUGGACGCCUUUCCCCUAUCCUGGCCAACCCAGAGCUGGACGAGGCUCUGGAUGAUGACUCCAUCUCUCCCCUCUCCCCCAUGCUGUACUCCAGUCCCAGCAGUUUGUCCCCCUCCACCGGCCCCCUGGGUCUGGCCGACCUGGCCCUCACUAUGGACCUCGAUGACGGGCUCCCUGACGACCUGAUGGGUGACCUUCUGGACAACAUCAGCUUGACGGCGUCCCAGCAGCCCCCGGGGCAGGAGGUGGAGAGCAGAGGAGCCAAUCAGACAGGGAGCUCCGUGUUAACCUUCAGCUGUUCAGGAAGCAGUAGUAGUCUGGGCGUCCCAUCCUCCGGCAGCUAUGUCCCUCCCAUCUCCAUCUUCCAGCUCAGCCCCCCGUCCUCCUCAGUGACCUCCCUACGCCAGUCCCCCAUGCAGACCAUCCAGGAGAACCACCAAGCUUCCUUCUCCUGCCUGUCCUCUCGUUUCAACCACCACCACACCCUGCUGAGCCUGGAGACACAUGGCAGCCAUGUCAGCGACAUCAUGCUCACGCACUGUGACCCACUGAUGUCACAAGCCAGCGCCUCUGUCACUUUGUCCCAGAAUUCCCGGCGGAAUGCCAUGCUGCUCCGCAAGGACCCUAUGAUGUCAUCAAACUGGGACGGUGCUGCGGGUCCAAAUUCCCAGACUUCCUUAAUGCCUGGUUGGCGGGCUCAGGCUGGCUUGUCUACGCCUAACAAUGAAGUGUUGUGCUCAAGCAAUGACUUGGACCAGCAGGCCAAGCAGCUUCUCCAGCACCUACCAUCUCCCAGUAGAAACUAUUCUAUGCAGCUUGGUGGCUCUGGUACCAACAACAGCACUUCUAGAAACCCGUUGCAGUUGACCUCUCCGGACUGCUUUCCAAUCCCUCCCAUCCCUGAUGAUCUGGAUUUGGACGUGUUCAACGGCAGCCUGGACUGUGACAUGGACACGAUCAUAGGUAAUGAGCUGAUGGACGCUGACUGUCUUGAUGCUUUGUGAAUACAGGCCCGGGACUGUGGAGCGCUGUUUAGUCUCUGAGUUGGGACAGUAACCAUCAGUAUUAUCAGUGGGAUUUUAGUAAAUGUGAAGUUAAAACGUGAAAUGGACACUAAUUUUAAGUCUCAGGGAUUUAUCCUUAUGUGGUGAAUUGUAAACACUGAUAUACAAAUGUUGUUUUUUUCCCCCCCUGCUUCCCAUGUCAUAUUUCUUAACCAUACAUUAACCAACACAAUAUUUUUGCCAAACCAGCCGUCAGUCCAGUGUGGUUGACUGCCUGUUUACAUCGAACAAGCUCCAGAGAAUGUUACCAAUAUUUUGUAUAUACUUGAUUCAGCAUUUUAUGCAUUUACUGGUAUGUUCUCAGCAGAAAAGAGGACGAAAGAAAUAAGGAAAAAAGCAAUCGUGUAUUUUUGAAACGCCUUGCAUCAAUGAACCAUUCCAUGCACCUAUAUCAUAAAACAUUUUGUUUAUAAAUGUUUAAUAUCAUCAAAUGCAAGGUUAUCCACAUGGUGUUAAUUGUACUGUAUGUAAUGUUUGGUUUCUUUUAAUUUUCUUCAGUGAUUUUGGUAUUCAAUACUCCUGAGAGAAGUUUCUGCUUGUAAUGUUGCAAUGUCAGACUCUGCACUAUAACAUGGCCUGUAUUCAAUAAAGCAUUUCUGAGUACGAGGGCUGAUACAGGAUCAGUUUAGCCUUUUAGAUCAUAAUGAAUAACAUGAUAUGAACGGGGGGGACCUGAUCCUAGAUCAGCACUCCUACUCUAAGAAGCUUUAUGAAUACAGGCCCAGGUGUUGCUUGAUUGUUGUGAGUCCUUAUAGCAAUUUAUGAUUGCUCUGGAAAUGUGAUCCGGAUGCUCCGUACGGAGGGUUUGACGCAAUUGCAGAGCCUCCAGAGGCUUGCAGAGGUCAAAUUAAGCUCCGCACCGCAUUGCCUUGUGCCUCCCAAAUUUUGUAACAAUGCGGAGGUGUCCGUAUAGCUCUGCAUUGACAUGAUUGGUUGACGGUACGUGAAGGCGCUGUAUAAACACAUUCACUUCCUUGACAACUUCCAACAGCUCCGCGAAGCGCAAGAAGUUGAAAUGCUCUGAUUUCUGCGGACGCCGCAUCGCAGCAAAUGCUGUAUGGCCACUGCAGAUUUCGGAGUGACCAUGCAGAGCCUUUAAGAAAAAGCAUUGUAAAAAGGAGUGGCAGUUGCAUGGUAGCAUACCAUUUAGAUGGCUUUUAAAUAGGGAACAAUCACAGUACAAUAUCUUCUUGAAUAUUGCCAAAUCCUUUCCACAUUCAAGAAAUACAAUAAAAGGAAACAUUGAAAAUGUACUUUGUUCAGCAGGUGCUUUAGUAGAAAUAAUAAAGUACAAUGCUAAAGGCAAAACGACGACUGUCACAAAAAUUAACAAUGGAAUUAAAUCAUGGUUUUCCAAUAUACUUUGUAAGAACAAAAAAGGGUCAACAGGAAGGUUAAGUUUACAAUCUCCUCCAAUGACAAAGGAUCUACUUUGUAUUUUUAUUUAUUUUGAACACCGAAAGAAUUACAGUUGACAAUUAUUUUUAAUUUUUUUACAUUGGAUAAUCAUUUACUCAUGCUAAGUAUUGAUAUUUAGGCAAAGCCUGAAAUAUCAGAUUAUUGAAAAGACCAUUCCAUACAGAAUCAGAAGCAAUAAACUCUUAACAUUCUGUUUGAAUUAUUGCCCCCAAAAUAAUAUAAGGUGAAUAUUUUGAGCCGAUUUCUCACAUGGAAUAGGAUUAAGUGAAGAGACGAUAACCAAAAUUUAGAAUCAACAUACAUUCUACAAGCUUUACGGCUGUCCUAUGCUGUUAUGUUGAAAAUGUUAGGAGUUUUAAUGACUCCUUAUUUUCUUGACAGCUACAGUGGCUUGCGAAAGUAUUCACCCCCCUUGGCAUUUUUCC